CCGUGGAUUCAACUUCGCCAAAGUUUGAACGAAGGAAAGCCGGGGGAAAUAUGAAAUCUAUCAAAUAAUAAUAAUAUAUUUUAGGCCUAAGACCUUUAUCUUACAAGGGAAAUUCAAUUAUUAAAUAUGGAUAAUAUCAAAGUAGCCAUUCGGGUACGACCCAUAAUAUCAAGGGAGCAAAAAUUAGGAUGUCAUAGUAACUGGAUGAUAAAAAAUAAUACAAUGGCACCUAUGGAAAAUGGCAGAGUCGGCACUCCUUAUGCUUUUGAUAGAAUAUUUGACCAAGACAAAACAACUAUGGAUAUUUUUGAAGAAAUAUGCAAACCCGUUAUCACAGGGGCUGUAAGGGGGUUUCAUGGUACUAUAUUUGCAUAUGGACAAAGCUCUUCAGGGAAAACUUUUACUAUGUCUGGAUCAGCAAUGCAACCUGGAAUAAUUUCACUAUCUGUUGAAGAAAUAUUUAAACAGAUGAAAAAUACACCAGACAAAGAAUUUCUGUUGAGAAUAUCGUACAUGGAGAUUUACAAUGAGAAAGUGUCGGAUCUCUUGUCAACAGAAGACAAGCCCAUUAGAAUACAAGAGGACACAGAUAGGAACAUACAGCUAACAGGAGUGUCAGAAGAACUGGUUAUGUCUAAAGCUGAUGUAAUCACAUAUAUGGAUGUAGGAAAUGAGAGAAAGCACAUGGCAGAGACAAAACAAAAUGACAGAAGUUCAAGGUCACACUGUAUUAUGAGAAUGAUCAUAGAAAGCAGAGAAACAGGAGAUGAAGAGGCAGUCAUGGUUUCACAUCUUAAUUUUGUUGACCUUGCCGGGUCAGAGAAAGCACAUGAGAAUAGUGGUGACAGAUACAAAGAAGGAUGUGCCAUUAACAAAAGUUUAUUUAUGCUGGGUACUGUCAUCAGUAAACUCAGUGAUGGUGUUGGUCAUCAGCAUAUAGGAUACAGAGAUUCCAAAUUAACCAGAAUUUUACAGAAUGCUCUUGGUGGAAACUCAAAAACUGCUAUUAUAGCUACAAUAACUCCAGCUUCUAUAGAAGAGUCACACAGUACUUUGAGGUUUGCCUCUCGUGCAAAGACAAUUAAGAAUCAACCUCACACCAAUGAAGUGUUGUCUGAUGCUGCUUUGUUGAAGAGGAGUCAGAAAGAAAUCAAGAAACUACAACAACAGAUUGAUGAGCUUUCAAAAUUGAAGAGUGUAGAUGUCUUGAUGGAGAAAGAAGAGAUAGAGAAGAAAUUAGAAGAUAAAAUGAAUACAGAACAUCAAUAUAUGGAAACUAUUAAUAAGUUAAAACAGUUUAUCAUCAAAGGAUCAGAUGAGGAGGAAGAAUCAAAUUUCAAGAAAAUGAAAAGAAGACGGGAAACCUGGUGUCCUGGAAAAGCAAUAGGAUCUGCACUAGAUUUACCUGGAGCAGGUAAAUUUGCACGUGAUUUGAAUGGUCAGAGAAUAGAUGUAGAAUUUCAAAGAUCAGCUAUUCCAAAGUCUUUCGUCACAUCAAGGAGAGAUGAUACUGAUACUCCAGAUAUUUCUGAGAUGCAGAGUUUAUCUGACCUCUCUCUACCAAAAGAUGAUUCUCUUUUCAUGGAAUUUCCACCAAAGUUUGAUGCCUUUCCAAAACCAUCAAGACAUGUUAGUUUCAAAUCACCAGAAGCAGGUGACAGCCCACCAUUUUUACAAUCCAAAGAGUUUAUACAGUUACAAGAUGAUUAUGAGAACUUACUGAAUCUGUAUGAGGAUAAAUGUAAACAGUCAGAACAAGACCAUUCUUACCUCAUCCAUGAACUCGACUUCGUUAAAGAAGAACUAGAAAAGGAAAAACAUGAGGCAGAUAAUGCUAAACUUGUGGACGAGCUAAGAAUUGAUUUGAAGAAAAUACAAAUGGAGAAGAAUGACUUAGUAGAUGAAGUAGUCCUCUUACAGCACCGAUUGUCCAUUCAGAAUCGUAAAGUGGAAGAGUGCAUGUACGAAUUAAAUGAAUUACGCAGCAGACAAACAGAGGACAAACAAAACAAUAUAUCAGAUCAACAAGAGGGAAAUGAACAAAUGAUAAAGAUGGAAGCAGAGAGAGAAAAAUUUGCAGCAGAGAAAGAAAAAAUGGAAGCUGAAAAAGAGAAAUUGUCAGCUGAUUUAUCUGAUUUGAAAAACAUCAAUGAAGAGAUGCAGCAUCAGAAUGAGACAUCGUUAGAAAUGUACAUCAUGAAAAUUCAGGAAUUAGAAGAGAAAAUUGAAGCCAGUGAUGAAAGCUUAAAAAGUCAAAAGGAUAAAAUAUCAAGCCUAGAAGAAGAAAUUAAAUCCCUGAAACACAAUGUUCAAGAAAACGAACAACAAUUAAUUUCAACAAAUUCUGACAAAGACUGCUUACAGAAAGAAAUAGAUAAUUUGAAAAUUGACCAUAUUAAUGUUAACUCAUCAGAAAGUAACAAUUUAGUUGAAAUAUCAACACAGUUAACAAAAUCUGAACAUCUAAGAAACGAUCAAGAACAAAAGAUAGCAGAGUUAGAGAAAGAAAUCCUUCAUUUAUACACUAAAUUUAAAGAACAAAGUUGUACGGAUGAACCCAGACGAAGCACAGCCGAUGAACUCAGCGAUAUUCUUAAAGAACAUUGCUCUGAUUUAGAAAAUAGACUGAAAGAGAUGGAAACUGAAAAUACAGAACUGAGAGAAAAAGUUAACCUUUCAAGUAUGAAACCGUCCAGUGACGAACCCAGACGAAGCGCAGCUGAUGAACUUAGUGAUGUUCUCAAAGAACACUGUACUGAUUUAGAAAAUAGGUUAAAAGAACUCGAAACUGAAAAUGCUGAACUGAGAACAAAACUGAACGUUUUAAGUAUUAAACAGUUAAGUGAUGAACCCAGACGAAGCACAGCCGAUGAACUAAGUGAUGUUCUUAAAGAACACUGCACUGAUUUGGAAAAUAGGUUAAAGGAAGUUGAAACUGAAAAUACAGAACUGAGAGAAAAACUCAAUGUAAUUAGUAUGAAACAGUCCAGUGAUGAACCAAGAAGAAGCACAGCUGAUGAACUUAGUGAUGUUCUCAAAGAACAUUGCGAUGAUUUAGAAAAUAGGCUAAAAGAAAUGGAAACUGAAAAUACAGAAUUGAAGGAAAAAUUGGAAGUAAUAAGUAUAAAACAGCUAAGUGAUGAACCCAGACGAAGCACAGCCGAUGAACUAAGUGAUGUUCUCAAAGAACACUGCACUGAUUUGGAAAAUAGGUUAAAGGAGAUUGAAGCUGAAAAUACAGAACUGAGAGAAAAACUAAAUGUUUUAAGUAUGAAACAGUUGAACAACAAACCCAGACGAAGCACGGCCGAUGAACUAAGUGAUGUUCUCAAAGAACAUUGUGACGAUUUAGAAAUAAGGUUAAAAGAGGUUGAAGCUGAAAAUACAGAACUGAGAGAAAAAGUUAACCAAUCAAGUAUAAAACAGUUAAGUGAUGAAACAAGAAAAAGUACUACCGAUGAACUUAGUGAUGUUCUUAAAGAACACUGCGGUGAUUUAGAAAAUAGAUUAAAGGAAGUUGAGAAUGAAAAUUUAGAACUGAAAGAAAGAGUUACUGUUCUCAGCAUGGCACAAGUCUGUGAUACAUCAAAACAAAUCACAGCUGAUGUACUGGGGGAUGUUUAUAAAGAACAGUAUUCUGAUUUAGAAAAUAGACUUAAGGAGAUUGAAACUGAAAAUACAGUUUUAAAGGAAAAACUUAACCUUAUUAGUAUGAAACAAUUAAGUGGUGAACCCAGACGAAGCACAGCUGAUGAACUUAGUGAUGUUCUUAAAGAGCAUUGUGUUGAUUUAGAAAAUAGGCUGAAGGAAUUCGAAACAGAAAACACAGACUUGAAGGAAAAACUGAAUGCUCUAAGCAUGGCACAAGGCAGUGAUACGUCAAAACCAAGCACCGCUGUAGAACUAGGUGAUGACCUUAAAGACCACUAUGAAGAUAUGGAAAAUAAGUUAAAAGAGUUUGAAACUGAAAAUGCAGUUUUGAAGGAAGAACUUGAAAAUUCUCAAAAUGCAAGACCAGUGGAAGAAAAUGAAACAAAUUAUAUUUCAAAAGAAACUUAUGAAGAGUUGAAAAAUAGAUUGACAGAAAUGGAAAAUGAAAAUACAGAGCUGAAACAAAGAGUUCAAAGUUUAUCAGAAGUGAAUGAUAUAUCCAGAAAAAGUGUUUCAAUCAUGGCAGAUGACCACAGCAACAAUUUGAAGGGAUAUUGUGAUGGUUUAGAAAAACAAUUGAAAGAAUUUGAAAAUCAAAAUACUGAAUUGAAAGAAAAACUGAAAACUGUCAGCGGUGCAAUUGAAAUGAAAGAACAAAGCCAAAGCCACAAUGAGGUCAAUGAUGUAUUUAUAGAUGGUCAUGAGGAUGUAGAAAACAAACUUGAAGUACUUGAGAGAGAAAAUUAUGAGUUGAAAGAAAAAAUCACAUCUAUGGAUAAAACAGAUAUUAAUAUUGACAUUUCUGGUAUGAAAGAGCAUAUAAUGGGUUUGCAAAUUGAGAAUGAGGAGUUAAAAAAUCUGUCUGCUUCCCAAAUAGAAAAGAUUGCAAUGUUAACACAAAAGCUAUCGUGCAAUCAUUCCUCGGAGACCGAAAGUAAGAAUACAGAUGAUGAAUUUACCCAUCUGGAAAUUAGGUUUAGAGAAAUUGAAAUUGAAAAUGAAGAACUGAAAGAAAGAGUUUCAAAAUAUACAGCACAGUUACCAGAACAAGAAAGAAAUCAGGUCGAAAGUUUAGCAUCUGAGAAGAUGGAAAUUAGAAAAGAAUUAAUGAAAGCAUAUGAGCUAAGUAGACUAGACCAAGAAAAAAUAAAACAUCUGCAAACAGAAUUAGUUACAUUUGGAGAAAAGAUUCGUGCAGGUUCUAUUUCCGAAUGCAAUCGAAGAAGUGUUGAAGUAGAAUUGACAGAUGUUUACAAGGAACAUUGUCAAGAUCUUGAAGCACGAAUGGAGGAGUUACAAAUGGAGAAUUCUGAGUUACUGGGCAAGAUUGAUCAGCUGACAAAUGCUCACAGCACAUUGGAAGAACAGUACAAAGAACUGGAAACUAAACUUGAUAUAUUGGAACAAGAGAAGAUAGACGCUAUUACAAUAGGAUGCGGAAUCAAGGGAAGCAUAGCUGACGAACUGUCUUAUGUCAAUUUAGACCAAGAGAACAUCAGUGGCAUCAAGGAAAGCAUAGCUGAUGAACUGUCUUGUGUCAGUUCAGAUCAGGAGAACAUCAGUGGAACAGAUAUUUCCAGACUUCCAGAACUUGAAAAAGAGUUGCAACAACUGAAAGAUAUCUUGGCUGAUUCUAAAGGAAAUUCUGACAGCCAAAUAAAGGAACUCGAAACAGAGAUUAGAACACUUAAGUUGCAAUUGUCUCAAAGGUCUGUAUUGGUAAAUGAUGAACAACAGGAGUUGGAAACAGAGGUAAAAGAAACAAAUUAUUGUCAAGAGGAAAAAAUGGAUAUUAGCAUGGACUGUAGUACAGACAAGUCAAACGGGGACAAUAUAGAAAAUUCAUGUUCAUCUGACGUUUUCUAUGAUCAUGAUGACAUAAGACUAAAAUAUAAAGAACAAUUAGAAAAACUUGAACAGGAUGAAAUAAGAAUGAAAGAUUUAGUUAAACACAUACAAGAACUGGAAGAUGAGAAAAUGUCUUUGUCUGAAAAAUUAGAAGAGUUGAAAUGUCAAAAAGGAGAAUCUGUUAACACAGCUCACAUGGAAGAACUUGAAACCAAAGUUAAGAUUCUUGAAGAUGAAAACAAUGUUUUGUUAGAGAAAUUGCAUUCAAAUGACACAUCUGAAAUUGAAAAUUUAGAAAGCAAUGUUAAACUAUUGGUAAAUGAAAAUCAAUGCACAUUGGAAAAAUUAGAAUCAGAGGUUGCCAAAUGUUGUGAACUUGAAAGCAGAAUCACUGUUUUGGAAGAGGAAAAUAACUCUUUAACUAAUAAAUUGGAUGGAACAAAUUCUUUUGAAACAGAAGAAUUACAAUGCAGAAUUGAGGCUCUUGAGGAUGAGAAUAGCAGUUUGAAGAACCAGUUGAAUGAAAGUAAGCCUUCUGACAAUGAGGAAUUAUGGGUAAAAAUAGAAUCUUUAACCAAUGAGAAUAAAUGCCUGUCAGAAAGGUUGGAAGAAUCUCACCCCUCAGCAUCACAAAUACAAGAACUUCAAAGUGAAAUUACAGUACUUAAAGAUGAGAACAAGGCAUUGUGUGAGAAGUUUGAGGGCAAUGACAUUUCAAAAAAUCAAGAACAAGAAAGUAAAAUUAAACAGCUAGAAGAGGAAAACAAGGCUUUGUGUGAAAAGUUGCAAGAGAAUUACGUCACAGAAAAUCAAGAACAAGACAGUAAAGUUGAAGUUCUUGAAGAGGAAAAUAAAAGUAUGCUAGAAAAGUUAGAGGCCAAAGAAAUGAUGUUUUUAGAAUUAGAAUGUAAAGUAGAAGUUUAUGAAGAAGAGAACAAAACUUUACUUGGUAAGAUUGAACUAUUGGAAGGUGGUGUUUCUACAGAUCAACAAGAACUCAAUGAGAAAAUAAAUGACCUUCAAGAGGAAAAUAAAGCUCUGGUAGCACAAUUAGCAAAUAAUCAUUUAGCUGAAGACUUACAAAACAAGAUUCAAAUUCUUGAGGAUGAAAAAAUGUCCUUGUUAGAAAAAAUAGAACUUCAUAAUGAAAAAUGCCAUGAACUGGAAGGCAAGAUAACGAUUCUUUCUGAGGAGAAUACAAAUUUGGAAGAAAAGUCAGCAAGUUACAAUGUUAAAGUUGAAGAGUUAGAAAACUUAGAAAAAGAAGUUGAAGUUCUUAAAGAACAGAAGCAAGCUUUAACUGAGAAAAUUGAAUUGGGUAAAUUAAAAUUACAUGAGCUUAUGAGCAAAAUUGAGAUUCUUGAAGAAGAAAAUAAAAACUUGUCACAGAAACUGCAGGAAACUACCGAGACAGAAGAGUCAAAUUCUUUGUCAACACAAAAUUUGCAACACAAAAUUGACACUUUACUUCAUGAAAUAGAAACUUUAAAAUCAGAAGCUCAGUCUGAAAGGGAUUCAUUAAGUAACCAGUUGGAGGAGUCAAAAUGUAGAACAGAUGUAUUACAAGAGGAGCUUGACACAGUGACCCAACAACUGGAAACAAAACAUUCUAAAAAUGAAGAAUUAGAAUGUACAGUGGAAGUUCUACAGGAAGAGAAUGAUAAGGUGUAUGAAAAAUUAGAAAACAUGGUUGAAAAAAACAAACUGGAUGAUCUAGAAUGUCAGGUGGAAGUGUACAGGGAAGAAAAUGAGACACUGUGUGAAAAGCUUAGAAAUCUAGAGGAGAAUGAAAAGUUAUCCAAAGAACAAUCAGCUUUGAUUGAUAACUUAUCAUCAGAAUCUCAACAAAUAAAACGGGAAAAAGAAAGACUUGAAAUGAACGUGACAGAACUGCAAGAGGAAUUGACAAAAGUGUCUGCAUUGAAUGAAAAAGGAAAAAAGAAAAUAGAAGAUUUAAAAGACGAUCUACAAAUCAUAAAAGCAACAGAACACGUAUUGAAAAAUGACAAUGAGAAACUUUUAUCAGAAAUUUCAAACUUACAACAUGGUUAUCACGAACUUGUAAAAUCUGAAAAGAUUAAGUCAGACAUGAUGAAAUCUGAGGUAGAAACAUUACAAAUUAGACUAGCUGAAAGUAUUACUCCUGAUAGUGUAAUGGUCAAAUUAAAUGAGCAGGAACAAUCAUUUAAAGACAAACUUCAGAAAAAACAACAAACAAUUGAUCAGUUAAUGUCAACCAUUUCAAAAACGAAAGAAGACCGAGAUAAGAUUGAAGAGCAACAUACCAAGUUAGAUAAUGAUAAAGUGACAUUAGAACAGAAAUUAUCACUGUCAGAGAAAAACCUCAAAGAAUUACAAGAUACUUAUAAUAAACUGCUGAAGAAUUUUGAAGAACUUCAAAGUAAAUUAAAGGAAGUGGAAUUAGGAAAUUUGAGUGAGAGUAUGAAUAUGAGUAGAAGUAGACUAGAACAUCCAGAUAAAACAACAGAUAAGAUUGUCAGACUGGUAACAGAGAAUAGUAAGAUGAAAGAAAGAAAUAUAAAGGAUUCUAAGAUGAUAGAUUUACAAAAGAGCUCUAUACAGAGAUUGGAAGAACAACUUGAGAAGCGGGAUAGACAAAGUGACAUAUAUGAGAAAAUGAAGUCUGCAGAGGAAGACAAGAAGAAAGCAGAAGAAGAAGCAGAUAAAUAUUAUGACCAGUAUCAAAAGGAAGAGGUCAAAGUGUCAGCUUUACAGGAAAAGGUCCAGCAGAAAGACAAAGAAAUAAAACAACUACAACAGAAUGUUGAGAGUAUGGUGGCCAAAGGAUUUGUUAAGAAGGACGAGAAAUCUGGUGAUGAGUUCAGGAUACUCAAGAAAAAAUUUACAGAAGUUUACAAUGAACUACAAGAUACAAAGAAGAAGGUUUCCAGUGUAGAGAGAGAGAUUGGUGAUAAGAAGCUGAAUAUUAUACUUUUAGAGUCUAGUUUGAAAGAAACAGAAGAAAAGUGUAACAAAAAAAUAAAAGCUUAUGAGGAAUCUUAUGAAAUGCUUGAAGACCAUAAAAGAUCUCUGAAAAAUCAGAUCAGAAAUUUGGAGGGUCAGAUAAAUCAGCCUGAUGAUACAAUUGUGAAUUUCCAACAGAGUAAGAAAGAUUCCUCGUUACCCCUGGGAAAAGCUAGCAGUGCUGGUGGUGCUGUAGACCAUUUCACCAACAUCCUCCUACAGGAGGAGAAUCGAAAACUUAAGCAGGAAAAAUCUAAAUACGAAAAGAAGACUGAAAAGCUUCAACACGAAUUACAACGAUUACAAAAAGAGAAGAAGGAAAAUGAGCAUUUAGAGGAGAAAGUAGCACAGUUGAGGGAUGAGGAGAAACGACUUGGUAAACAGAUUGAUGACCAUAACAGUGCUCGAGCACCUCUUGAAAAUGUGAACUCUUUACUGGAAAAUUUCAAAACUUCUAAACUUCUAAAGCAACCAGAACCACCUAAACCAAAGAAAAGAACCAAUGAAAUCGAGGAAGGUUGUAAUCAGCAGUAAAUCUCUGUCUGCAACAGCUAUCAUGAUAGUUUGUCUACAACAGAACACUUUCAUCAGUGAAUGUCUCAACAGAAAAAUUUCAGCACUGAAUGUCUCGACAGAUCAAUUUCAGCAGUGAAUGUACACUUUCUUUUACAUUUUGUUAUAUAGUGUAAAUAAUACAUCAGGAAUUUUAAGAAUAUACAUAAGUCUAUAUAUAUUAUAUGUACUGUUCCAACAUAUGUUUUGAUCAUAACUUAUUCGUUCAUAACAUUGUUUAUAUAUUCAUCAUGGUUCAUUUAUUCAUGAUAUAACAUUAGUCAUUUAUUUUUUGUAACAUUUUUAACUGAUGUAAUAUACCAUUUAUGUAUUUAUUCAUGUUUUUCCAUCACAGCCAUGUGCUGACCUCUCUUACUGACCCUACAUUUAUGUACCUAUAAGUUUGUUAAUGAAUCACUUUAUUUUUUGUACAUUAACCAAUGUAGAUAACAAUGUAUUCAUCAAAUCAUAAUGAUAUUCAGUUUUCUAUUUAUAUGUCAUAAAGUAUAAUAAUAUUC
Mytilus trossulus (common blue mussel) is the source of this 9554-nucleotide messenger RNA. RefSeq names its product golgin subfamily B member 1-like. The record is from RefSeq and is a predicted model, not a curated record. Gene Ontology annotation, molecular function: microtubule binding; microtubule motor activity; ATP binding. Gene Ontology annotation, biological process: microtubule-based movement. The coding region runs from base 127 to 9018 and encodes 2963 amino acids. The transcript is spliced from 28 exons. NCBI's taxonomy places the organism in Eukaryota, Metazoa, Mollusca, Bivalvia, Mytilida, Mytilidae.